ACGCACCGCGGGGCUCAGUCACCUGCGGACGCUCCAGAGCAGUGUACGCAAAAGUGAGCGCACUCACCGGGCUCCGGGGGCGGAUACGCAGCCGACAGGGGUACGCGCCCCAGGCCCAGCGUUGGAACGCGCCGCCCUCAAGCCGCGCAGUCGCCUCGCGCCACCCGGACGUUCCCGCAAGAGGUCGAACCAGCCGGACGAGUCCUACUUGCCACGACUCCAGCCGGCAGCAGGUGGCCCUGGACUUCCCGCUCUCGCUGAAGUCCUGGUGCACAGUGCACCCCGCCGCGUCCCGGAGCUCUCUCGGCCGCCCCGUCGGGAGGGAUGGAGGCGGACGGGGACCGGGAGGAGCUGGCCCGGUUGCGCUCAGUCUUUGCCGCCUGUGACGCGAACCGCUCAGGGCGCCUGGAGCGUGAGGAGUUCAGCGCGUUGUGCGCGGAGCUGCGCGUGCGGCCGGCAGAUGCGGAGGCUGUGUUCCAGCGGCUCGACUCCGACCGAGACGGUUCCAUCACCUUCCAGGAGUUCGCGCGCGGCUUCCGCGGGGCCCGCCGCGGGGGGCGGCGUCGGGGCUUCGGGCUGCUGGAGCCCGCGCUCGCGGAGUCCCAGGUUGAGUCCGACCCCGGGAACAGUGAGGAGGACGAGGAGGACGAGGGCAACGAGGGGGCGGCCGCUGCAUCGCUGGCAGCCCCCUGGGGAGCGGUGGUCACCAGCCAGGCUUGGCAGGACUUCCAGGCGAGACUAGGGGAAGAGGCCAAGUUCAUCCCCAGGAAAGAGCAAGUUAGUACCUUGUAUCAAAACAUCAGCCUUGUGGAGCCAAGACUGAUUCAGCCAUAUGAACAUGUUAUAAAGAACUUCAUCCGUGAGAUCAAGCUUCAAAGCACAGAAAUGGAAAACCUGGCCAUUGCAGUGAAGAGAGCCCAGGACAAGGCAGCCAUGCAGCUGAGUGAGCUGGAAGAGGAGAUGGACCAGAGGAUUCAGGCCGCAGAACACAAGACGCGGAAGGAUGAAAAACGCAAAGCUGAGGAAGCCCUCAGUGACCUCAGACGUCAGUAUGAAACAGAAGUAGGGGAUCUACAGGUGACGAUAAAGAAACUGAAAAAGCUAGAAGAACAGUCAAAACAUGUAAGUCAAAAAGAAGAUGUGGCUGCAUUAAAGAAACAAAUUUAUGAUUUAUCAAUGGAAAAUCAGAAGGUUAAGAAAGAUCUUUUAGAAGCACAGACGAAUGUAGCCUUUCUUCAGAGUGAAUUAGAUGCAUUGAAAAGUGAUUAUGCUGAUCAGAGUCUGAAUUCUGAAAGGGAUCUGGAAAUAAUCCGAGAGUACACGGAAGAUCGAAAUAGUCUUGAGAGGCAAAUUGAAAUACUCCAAACAGCCAACCGGAAGCUGCACGACAGUAAUGACGGCCUAAGGAGUGCCCUGGAAAGCACUUACAGCAAGUUCAACAGAUCCUUGCGCAUAAAUAAUACGUCACCAGGGAAUACAAUUUCUAGGAGCAGUCCCAAAUUUAAUGGUCAUUCUCCUCAGCCUCCGGGCUAUGACAGGUCAUCUCGCUCUUCCUACGUGGAUGAGGACUGUGACUCAUUGGCCCUCUGUGACCCUAUGCAGAGGAUGAAUUGUGAAGUUGACAGCCUGCCCGAGAGCUGCUUUGACAGCGGCUUGUCCACCCUGAGAGAUCCCAAUGAGUACGACUCGGAGGUGGAGUACAAACACCAGAGGGCAUUUCAGAGGUCGCACGGCACACAGGAGAGCUUUGCGGGGGAUGCUUCAGACACAGACGUUCCUGAUAUAAAGGAUGAAGAGAUGUAUGGUUCAGAAGGUGUGGCUUCCGUCUUAGACUGGAAGCCCCAGGGGUCUGGUAGUGAGGGCAGCCUUGCUGGUUUCUCAAGAAAGCCCAUCUUGGCACUCUCACCUCAGGCAGACGCAGUGGAAGACAGCAGACCAUCCAGCUCACAGAAGGCUUACAAGAUUGUGCUUGCUGGGGACGCCGCCGUGGGGAAGUCUAGUUUCCUCAUGAGACUUUGCAAGAACGAAUUCCGAGGAAAUACAAGUGCCACCUUGGGAGUCGACUUUCAGAUGAAAACGCUCAUUGUUGAUGGAGAGCGAACAGUUCUGCAGCUCUGGGAUACGGCCGGUCAGGAGAGAUUCAGAAGUAUUGCCAAGUCCUACUUCAGAAAAGCAGAUGGUGUUUUGCUGCUGUAUGAUGUUACAUGUGAGAAAAGCUUCCUUGAUGUACGAGAAUGGGUAGAUAUGAUAGAGGAUGCAACCACAGAGAAUAUCCCGAUCAUGUUGGUGGGAAACAAAGCUGAUCUUCGUGACACCGCUGCCUCGGAGGGACAGAAAUGUGUCCCGGGAUACUUUGGAGAAAAACUGGCCAUGACCUAUGGGGCUUUAUUCUGUGAAACAAGUGCCAAGGAUGGUUCGAAUGUAGUGGAAGCUGUUCUCCAUCUCGCCCGGGAAGUGAAGAAAAGAACUGAUGAGGAUGACAGCAAAUCUGUCACCAACCUGACUGGAAGCAGUUUCAAACAGUCAACCCACAUGAAGAAUUGUUGCAAGGGGUAAGCCCGAACCCCGUGGCCUACGAAGUCUUCAUUUCCAGAGCCCAGAAGCCGUGGGACUAGUGUGUGUGGCCUGCGGACACUGUCACACGGAGAGUUGCCGUGUGGGAAGUCUGGACUGUGUGUGUUCCUGGUCCCUCCGCAACCUCGGCUCUUCUUUGCUGCGUUUCCUUGAACAGUUCGGGCUCCCUGGUUAAAUAUACUUGUCUUGUCCUAACAGAGACUUAAAGAUAACGUGUAAAUGUGUUUAAGUGCUAAAAAAUCACAUGCUCAGAUCAAAGCUGUAGAAAGAAACUCUCGGACAUAAUUAGAUUCAUGUGGUAGCUGAUAUAACCUGUGGCCACAUGUCUUAUGAAUAGUCAACACUAGAGUACUAGUAAACGAGGGUUAUUGCUGUAGCUUUGCUGUUAGCUAGGCUUGUGGCCUCAGACAUGUCCUUGCUGGCCUUGGCCUUGGCCCUUGCUCACAUCCUGUAGCACAUUUUUUUUAGCAGUGGGAGGGAGAGUGCAAUAGCUCACAAUUAAUAAAGACUCGGGUUGUUUGUACUUUUAAAAUAUUGGAGUAUCGACUUUUCUCACUUCUGAAACAAGAACAGAAUUUAACUGAGAAAAAUUAUAAUUUUCAGGCUUUGGUGGAGACAGAAAAAUCUAUUUUUCUAUGCAUGGAGAAGAAAACAUUUUUGUGACAAUAACCGUUCUGUAUCAAAGAGGGUAUUUUAUAAGCUCAGAAUACUUACAAAGUCCAUGGGUUAAAUCCAGUGUUAAAAAUUCUAAUAAAAACAUAUAAAAUCACAUACUAUUGAAAGAA
This is a messenger RNA of Phyllostomus hastatus (greater spear-nosed bat), 3359 nucleotides long. RefSeq names its product RAS and EF-hand domain containing (gene RASEF). Bases 325 to 2556 code for a protein of 743 amino acids. The transcript has 17 exons. NCBI's taxonomy places the organism in Eukaryota, Metazoa, Chordata, Mammalia, Chiroptera, Phyllostomidae. Gene Ontology annotation, molecular function: GTP binding; calcium ion binding; GTPase activity. The record is from RefSeq and is a predicted model, not a curated record.